AUGUUCCGGGGGCAGCGUGGUUGGUUCUGCCGCAGUGUCAGUCAGGACCUGAGGCAGUUCUGGGUGGACCAGGGCGGGGAGCUCAGCGACGCCCAGGCCGCCGACUUCCUGUUCAGCUGUGAUGCUGCGCACCCGGACACGCUGAGAAUAUAUCAGAGCCUCCAGUACAUAGAAGAUAAUGCUACAGUUUUUCAUGCCUCCUAUCUCUCAGCAGUAGCUAAUACCGAAGUGGAAAACGCAGUGUCCAUAGGCUUUUUUGUUCUUCCUCCUGCAUGUCUGCAAAAAGAAAUACGAAGAAAAAUUGGUAGUUUUAUUUGGGAACAAGAUGAAAAUUUUCCGAUAGAAAAGCAUGCCAGAGUAACAUCAAGAGGAAAGGAAAGCACUGGGCGAACAACAGAACACAAAGAGGAAUUGUCCAGAAGUGCAGAAAAUCAUUUACUAAGGACUCCGGAUGUAGAAAAGCAGGUGUACCUCCCUCUUCAGAACUAUCCGGUGAACAACAUGGUAACAGGUUAUAUAUCAAUUGAUGCCUUGGAGAAAUUCCUUGGAGAAUUACAUGACUUCAUUCCUGGAAGCUCCGGAUAUUUGGCAUAUCAUGUUCAAAAUGAAAUUAGCAUGUCUGCUAUAAAAAAACAAAUCAAGAAGGAAUCUAAGCUAAACUGUACUUAGGUUUGGGCAUUUUUUUUGUAAAAUAUUAUGAAAUAUGUAUAUAAUUUAACUGUGAAUGGGGAAAGAAUUAUCUCUUUCUUAACAUGUAUCCUGAGAAAACUCAGAAUCGUUUUGACUAGUGAAACUUGUGACAUAUUCACAAAUUCUAAGUACACAAUUGUUAUGGAGUUAUUGUCAUCCAAACACACUUAAAAGAAAUCUGUCAAAUGCUCUUUUGAUUUUGACUUUAAUAUUGUAUUAUAUUUUUCUAGGUUCAGUAUUGAAAUGCUAACCAAUUAUGAUGCUGGUCAGGUUAUUUUGAUUUAAAAUAAAUUAGGAAGCUAUCCUUGAACUGUAAAUGUUUGUCUCUGAAACAUAGUGAGCCAGGUACCUUACAGUUCCCCUGGUAGAGCUUGAGCCCAAUACUGUGACUUUUGAGGAAACGAAGCCCUUGAGAGUGUCUUGCCAGAGUAACUAAAUGAGGCCAAGCCAAAGUGGAAUAUGACUUUCCUUAUUUUCCAGGCUGGUAUUCACACCCUGUUUUCCUAUAUGGCUAUACUGUAACCUCUGUCAGGAUCUGCGUGUCUCAUUGUGUUACCCAAGCUGCCCUUUAACACCCAAAUAAUACUCCUGCCUCACUCAGCAUUCCAAAUAAAGCUGAAACUGUAGUUAUGUGCCUCUGGA
Messenger RNA from Psammomys obesus (fat sand rat), 1332 nucleotides. It is a transcript of the gene Terb2, whose product is annotated as telomere repeat binding bouquet formation protein 2. The transcript is spliced from 7 exons. Bases 1 to 669 code for a protein of 222 amino acids. Gene Ontology annotation, biological process: homologous chromosome pairing at meiosis; meiotic attachment of telomere to nuclear envelope. Gene Ontology annotation, cellular component: nuclear inner membrane. NCBI's taxonomy places the organism in Eukaryota, Metazoa, Chordata, Mammalia, Rodentia, Muridae. The record is from RefSeq and is a predicted model, not a curated record.